Molecule: messenger RNA, 2813 nt
Organism: Pelagomonas calceolata
Lineage: Eukaryota; Pelagophyceae; Pelagomonadales; Pelagomonadaceae
Source: the annotation of a GenBank genome assembly
AAUUUGUGCGGGCUCAGUGCUGCAAUUACAACCAGCGAGGCGUCCCCUGCACACCAACUAUUGGCAGGAUCAAUCGAAUUGCAUGCGUUCGAGCAGUGCCACCGAGUAAUGAUGCUCCUGCGCCAGGUGCGCUGGUUCGGCGCCAAUGGCCGGCGCGCACUCGAAGCGCUACAAAAGACGAGCGCACUCGAUUGGCAGUUCAGCCGCGCGUCGGGCCCCGGCGGCCAGCACGUGAACAAGGUCAACACGCGCGCGGAGCUGCGGCUCGACCUCGACCGCGCUACUGAUACAGCGGCGCUCCCGCGCGACGUGGCCGACCGGCUCACCAAGCACUUGACCAAAGAGCGCGUCGUCGUCGUAUCGGCGCAGACGGCGCGCACGCAGAAGGGCAACCGCGAGGCGUGCGAGGCCAAGCUCGCGGAGUUGUUGGAGGAGGCGUGGGCGCCGCCCAAGGCGCGGAAACAGCGGGAGGGCAUCUCGAGGGACGGCAAGCGCGCGCGCACGGCCGACAAGCGGCGCCGGCGGGACGUCAAGUCCAACCGCGGGCGCGUCGACUACUUCUCCACGAGCGCUUCGCCAACGACGCUCGCCGACAAGCGCUUGAACAGCGCAAAAGAGCUCGCAGCGCUAUCCGAGGUCGUCGCGGCGGAAACGCUGCGCCAGCAGCUCGCGAGCGGGGCGCUGCCGACUCAAACCUCGUCGGCGCCGCCGCUCGACGCGGACCAAACGAGACUCGUCGUCGACGCGGGCCUGGCGACGUUUCAUUUACACGUCGAGGCGCGGAUCGCGGCUUACUGCGGCGAGGGCUUCUACACGAUCGGUCCCUGCGGCGAAGAGCUGCUGGGCGCCGUCGGACUCGUGCUCGAAGACGGCGACGGCGCGGCCCUGCACUACCGGCACCUCGCCACGAACGUCGUGCGCUCGCUCCGACGCGGCGACGCGCUCGAAGACCUGCUCCUGGCCAGGGCGCGGGGCUACGUCGUCUCGGGCGCGGACCCGGCCUGUGGUGGGGUCCAUUGUUGUGUCGGCGGCGGUCAUAAUGAUUGGCUCGUCACGUCGACGCUCGCGAGCCAGGCGCCGCGCGCCGUCGGCCGCGCGCUCGCCGACGCCUUCAAGCCGCGGCGACGACGUGAGCGUCGCGUCGAGUACGUGUCCGUGGGCGACGGCAGCGUGAACAACGCCCACUUUCUGAGCGCGGUUAAUUUUGCCGAAUAUUGCUCCCACCGCGGCGCCGGCAUGCCGGUCGUCUUCGGCGUCGCCGACAAUGACGCGUCGAUCUCGCUGGCGGGCCACGGCUGGCUCCCCAAAUUCAUUGAGCAGCGCCUGGGCGGCUGCAAGGUUUUUUGCUGUGACGGCGCGGAUGGGUCCGACGUCUUUCGCGCGGCAUCGGAAGCGUUCGCGUACGCGCGCCAGGAGCAACGCCCGGCCGUGCUCGUCUUCCAACACCUCCCCCGCCGCUUCGGCCACGCGGCCACGGACCGCCAGGACGCUUACCUCUCGCCGACGGAAAUCGAAGGCCGCCGCGCGCGCGAUCCGCUCGCCGGCUUCAUCGGCGACGCCGUCGAGCGGGGCGUGCUGGACGCGGCGACCGUCGCGGCGCGCAACGACGAGAUCGCGCGCGCGGCGCGAAAUGCCUUCGACGCGGCCGCGGCCGAGCCGAAGCUCGACGACCGCGCGGCCCUUAUCCAACGCGUCGCCGCGCCGCUCGCGCCCGUGCCGCCGACGCCGGCCGCAACAACCGGGAAAAAAGACGUGCUCCGGAAGCAUGCGACGCGCGUUUUAGAUGAACUGCUAUCAAAACAUGAGGACGUCGUCUACAUAGGAGAGGACGUCGAGCACGGCGGCUACUACCUCGUGAGCGAGGGCCUCAAGGCCAAGCACGGGCGGCGCGUGCGCGAUUUUCCGCCCGACGAAACGGCUCUGUUGGGCGCGGCGGCGGGCCUGGCGCAGCGCGGGCUCGUACCGAUUGUCGAGGUGCCGUACGCUAAAUAUUUGGACUGUGGCUUCCCGUGUGGGAUCAACCACGUCGCGUCGAUGCCGAAAUUUGAUUUCCACACAGGUGGCUUCGACCAGUUCGCCGAGAUCGCCGUCAUGCACUGGUUGAGUAAUGGGCGGCAGCCCAACGGUAUGGUGAUUCGCAUGCAGGGCUUCGACCGGGGCUUAUUUGGCGGCAACUUCCACACGCACAACUGGCUGCCCUUACUGCCGGGCGUGGACGUGGUCGCGACGUCGACCGGGCGGGAGUAUGUGAAAGCCAUGCGCCACGCCGUACGCCAGGCGCGCGCGGGCCGCGUGGUGAUGGUGGUCGACGCCACGUAUCUGCUGAACCUGCGUCACGUCCACGGUCGCGAUGAAGCGUGGUUGACGAGCUACCCCGCCGAGGGCGACGAGCUCGCCUUCGACGCCGUCCUGGAGCGCCCUGAUGACAGCGACGCCGUUCGCAGAGUAGCCUGCGUCACGUGGGGUACUGGUGUCGUGGCGGCACUUCGAGCGCGGAAGCUACUCGACGACGGCGUCGCUCUGGACGUCUUCGAGCAGCCGUGCCUGACGUGGUCGGCGGAGGGUCUCGCGACCGCCCUCGCUCCGUACGACGCCGUCGUCUUCGCCGACCCGUGCAAGCCGAACCAGUGCCCGCUCAUGCGGGUAGUGUCGGAACUGCAGGAGACGGACGCGAUUCCGCGACGAUGGCGCCUCGCGGCGGCCCAGCCGACCUACAACCCGCUCGGCCGCGACCUCACUUUUUUGUCGGCCGACGACGUCGCCGAGGCGGUCAAGACCGUCCAGCCGUUGUUGUUAUAAAUAUGUUUGUCUUA